Harmonia axyridis is the source of this 2110-nucleotide messenger RNA. RefSeq lists its product as uncharacterized. The transcript has 9 exons. Bases 75 to 1967 code for a protein of 630 amino acids. NCBI's taxonomy places the organism in Eukaryota, Metazoa, Arthropoda, Insecta, Coleoptera, Coccinellidae. The record is from RefSeq and is a predicted model, not a curated record.
UCUGUCACAUAUUUUACGAAUUGACGGAUUGUGUAUAAUUUUUCCUCAACUUUAUACCUUUUUGUCGAUUUAUAAUGGUUUAUAUUGAAAUAGACAAAAGGCUGAGUAAGGUGAAGAGGAACAUCUGCAGUAAGGUACAUCCGAAAGAUGAGAAAGAGCUAAAACGCCUCAUUCGGCAGAGAAAGAAAUACGUAGCCAAAGAAAUGGUAAGAGACAUCAGAAAUAUCAGAGAAUACGAAACAGACAAACUGCACAAAGUGCAAGACAGGUUGAUUCUAAAGAGGGCAGAAGCCGAUGGCUUACGUACUAGUUUAGUGGAUCAGUGGGGUUCUUUAAGGAGGGACGAAGAGGAUUUUCGAUGCGCCUUCAUACAGUUCCACGAGUACGCAGUGCACAACAGAGAGAAGAUAGAAAGGGAACAAAUAAAAAUAACAGCCCUGGAACAAGAAAUAGAAGCGAAAGACAUAGUUAUUAAGGAAAUCAAAGAAAAUAUAGAUUAUUUACAAAACGCUCGCACUCGAAUGAAGCAAGAAAUGGAUAAACACAUAAUUUACGAGAAUUUCAUGAUGCAAUGCGCCGAAUGUACUAAGGACAAGAAUGUAAGCGAUAUACUGGUCAGAUACGCCCUUUUGUUGGAUUCGAGGGAUCAAAUGGAACAUGUUGCUAAAAAAAGACAUGGCUCUAUGACCGAGUACUCGAAAGUUUACGCCACGAUAAUCGAAAAAUGGAGGACCACCUUGUUGAAGUUCAACGAGAAACUGACAGAGCAAUCGAAAAAGUACGAGGAGUCGAAACGCCAAGUCACCUUCUGGGAGAGGACCAUCCUCGACAUAGAGCUGAACGCCCAGAGGCUCUGGAUGGAGAUGGAAGUGACACGAGACGCCCUGGACCACGUGGUGUGCCUCCUACUGAUACGCCUCAAGACCAUAAUGGCCCCAGAGUUCUUCACCAAAGAUACCACGCUAGUCCACAUACUCAGCACCACGGAGGGCAAGAUCCUCUACAUGAACAAGAUGCUGGGGGACCUGUUGAAGGUCAAGGAGGAGUUCAUGGAGAUCUACGAGAUGGAGACGCGUGCUCGUAGGGUCCACGUGGCCAAAGAACCUCUACCUCCUCUUAUACUCAACCUACCGCAGCCGUCCAAGGAGGAGAUAGAGCCGAAGACGCAGAAAAAAGUGUCCGCCAUGAAGUUCCCCAAGGUCAGUCAUGGCACGGCCGAGAUUUUGCAGAAUCUGGAGAUGAAGAUGAAGCUGGGUCCCGUGAUCGACAGGUUCAAGCUCAGGGGGAAACAACCCCCUCCCACCAAGCACGACGAAACGUCCCUGAAGAGCACCGAAACCACCUCCACAGCGGGAACUGAAGAAUAUAGGGACCCCAGGGCUAGGGCCAUGACCUCCUGGUUCAUCACCAAGGAAGCGAUAAAGCAGCUCGCGCAGGAACAGACAAUAGUGCCUGACACUUUUGACUCCACCCUGAUGUCUAAGGCGACCCAAAGUCGAUCAGUACCUUGGGCAAGAAGAUCGGGCUACCCUCAAGUAACCUAUUCUUGUGUAGAGAUAACGACUGAUCCUUCUUGUAAUUUGGUAGAUGAGAAGAGGACGAGAAUGCGUGAUAGAAUUAUCGAAAGAAACUUUGAUAGAUUGGAAAAAUUCACUUCCAAUAAAAUGGACACCGACAGUUCAGUUAUGAAAAUUAACAAAGAAACAGGAAAACUGGUAUUGCCAAAAUUGAAAUUCAAGCGGAAAUAUCAUGGUGAAAGAAAAUCAUUGGGGAUUUUACUACCGAAAAUCGAACCAGGGCAUCAGCGGAAGUUAAAGAAAAAAAAGGAGGAAGACUCGAUGAAAUCAGGGCAUUCUUCUAAAUCUGGCAAAAGUAAGAAAGAAGGAAAAAUAGCUUUGGAAGGUGUAAAGAAAUUAAUGGAAAAACCAACUAUCGCAGGUUACUUCACCUACGGCAAUCUUGCUUAAAAGUUUUUUAUCUUAUUUUUUUUAAGUAUGUUUAAGUUUUCUGUUAAGUGUUUACUAUGGAUCUACCCUACCUAUAUGUUACUAUACCUAAAAUGUACUACUUUUUAAUUUAUAUACCUAUUAAAAAUAAUGUCGAUUAAGCA